GGCUUGUAUGAAAACCGGUGGGAUUAAGAACGUGCGGGACAAAGUCCACGGCUAUUCACCUUAACUGAACUGUUAGAUUUACAGGGCAUCGAUUUAGUUAUUUUUCUUCAAUUCUACGGUAUUUUUUAAGGAAGCUUGUCACCAUGCCGAUGUUCGUGGUCAGUACAAAUGUAUCGAAAGAUGCAGUUCCUGCCGGAUUACUGUCUGAAAUCACCCAGGAUCUUGCUAAAGCUAUGGGGAAACCACCUAAUUACAUCGCUGUGCACAUCAUCCCUGAUCAGAUGAUGAUGUUCGGGGGCAAAGCAGACCCUUGUGCCCUCUGCUCCCUCCACAGCAUCGGGAAGAUCGGAGGCUCGCAGAAUAAACAUUAUUCCAAACUGCUCAUGGGCUUGCUUAAUAAACACCUGGGGAUCGAACCCGACAGGAUCUACAUCAACUUUACCGACAUGGAUGCAGAAAACGUGGCCUGGAACAACUCCACCUUUGGUUAAAGGAUCUGGAUUUUCCCAAUACAGCUAUGCAUUCCUUCAAAAAUAAUAAAAAGGAGAGCACCUGUCUCCUAUAAUUGAUUUUGCCCUACACAGCACUUAACGCAAUUGUAGUUCAUAAUGGUUACAUGAAAAGUUACUGUUUUUUUCCUGGUAAGGUCUUAAUGUCACUUUACAAGCCUUGUACAAAAAAAAAUAAUAAAAAGUAUGCAUAUGAAUAAA
Molecule: messenger RNA, 710 nt
Organism: Tachysurus fulvidraco (yellow catfish)
Lineage: Eukaryota; Metazoa; Chordata; Actinopteri; Siluriformes; Bagridae
Gene: mif
Product: macrophage migration inhibitory factor
Exons: 3
Coding region: 144-491 (115 amino acids)
Molecular function (GO): cytokine activity; phenylpyruvate tautomerase activity
Source: RefSeq, a predicted model, not a curated record